Durusdinium trenchii is the source of this 4932-nucleotide messenger RNA. Lineage: Eukaryota; Dinophyceae; Suessiales; Symbiodiniaceae. The record is from the annotation of a GenBank genome assembly.
AUGUGCCGACUCUGCAGCCAUUGUCUCAAAGAGGGCCUUUGGGGGGCCAUAAGGCCGUUGGGGCCCAAGGCCACCAUGCCACCUCCACGUCCCGAGUCCCAGGAGCCAGAGGAGGACUCGUCUGAGGAGACCUCCUCUUCAGAGGCCGAGCAGGAGCAGCCACCGCCCAUCGCCUCUGCAGAGGCAGCUGCCUCCAGGGCAGCGGCCUUAGCAGAGCAGCUUGCUGCCCGGACAGCAAUCACGGCCAUCGCCAAGGCUCCAGCGCCUUCUCCAGGCCGGGAGGCCCGCAACAACGGUUCGGCCUCACCCUUUGCGCGGCCUCGGGAGACCGGACCUUCGGUGGAGGUAGAGCCAUUGAUCUUAGAAGCGGAGCCACAGGAUCUGGUGGUGAUUGGCAACGCAGCGAACUGCGGCGCCUGGAUUGGAAAGGCCAUUACAGAAAGCCAGUUUGUGGCAGUGGUGAAGACACCCGUCGCACCUAGCACUUCUGUCAUCGUUGAUGCUCGACUGGCAGAGGAGGCGAACAUUAAGCCUGAGUUGUUACAGCGACGUUGGAUGGCUUUGCGUGUCCGACGGCCCACCGGGGAUCCUCGCUUGCCUUUGCGGGAGCUUAGUGCUCUUUGUGAUCAAUUGGUGCAAGCUGGUGUGGAACCACGAACCCUAGUGCCAAUUGACUCGAGGAGCUACUUGCUCAUGAGUCGAGAACAUGUGCACGUCUCGGUGACCGCAUUGGUGCAAUGUGGCCAUUUGGUGUCUCCAGCAAGACGCGUGGUAACUGCGAUGCAACUUCCAGAUGCUUCACCUGAAUUGCCAGAGCCGCAGGUGGGCGCAUGGAAGUUGACUCAGCGUCAUAGCCCAAACAUUACAAAGGACUUCACCGGGGGAGAUCUCUUCCAGUCCACCUUGAGAGUGCAGGCAAAGUGCGGCCUCUAUGCUGAAGUGCGCGCAGCCGAUCGCUCCGAGGUCUCCUCUGCAUUCCAUGCCCAACAAAGCUCCUUUGGCACGCUUCGCUUGGGUGGGGACGCUGGAGCUUGGCGGGAUUCCAUCGUGGAGUUCCAGCCAUCAAAAGGAUCGCCGCCUGCAUCACUUCGCUUUACCAUGCAAUGCGAUGACAAAGAACUGAAGGAGGAGACUGUACCGGCACAAGGAUCUCAAGGUGUGACUGAAAUCUGGUCAAAGAUCCCAUUGUCUGAGAGGGUUACCGCUUUGGAGCUGGAUUCUGAUACGGCCAAUGGUCGUGCUGGGAUUUGGAUGUUUGCCGGAAAUCUUUUUCUCCGCAUUAUAGGUGUACCACGAACCGAGAGCCUUCUUGGCUCCCACUGUUGCAGAUCCUUGUCACAGCUCGAAUAUUUCCAUGGGAUCGACGCGGUUCAGAAUGAGCUGCGAAAGUUUGAAGUGCUCGUGGGAGAAGUGGAACAACCUGGAGUCCUCCGAGCACAUCGCUGCACGUGGCAGGAUGAUGCAGUACCCAAUCCUAUAGGGCAGUUUCUUUUGGAUGCUCGCCCCAACGCGGAGAGUGGUGGAUCUGCGGAGGUGCAGCUGGAGAAUGGCUGUGUUUUGCACCAAGAUCCCGAUGGCAAACAGCUUCGUUGGCGCAUCCAUGAAUGGGGCCCCGAUCCCUUCACCGUACCAGAGCCAAGUGUGGAAAGCGAGCCAGAGCCUGCUCAAGACGCCCAGCAGGCAAGCGAGAGUGAGAGCGAAAGUGUCCGCAAGAAAAAGGACAUUAAGGCAGCAUCGAAGGGUGCUGCUCCCAAGGGUAAGGCCAAAGCACAGGCUCAAAGUGCAAAAAAGGAGGAGAAAGACUCAGAUGAAGAGACUGAAGAGAAGACUGAAGAGAAGAAGGAGAAGGAGCACAAAAAGAAGAAACACAAGAAAGACAAAAAUAAGGAAAAGGACAAGGAGAAGGAUGAUGAAAAGGAUCGAAAGAGGGGCAGCAGUAGAUCCAGAUCCUCGUCUGAAGUCAAAAAGAAAAAAAAGAAAGACAAGUCACGAGGUCGCAGUGAAAAGAAGGAGAAGAAAGAAAAAGAUAAGGAGAAGCGCAAGAAGAAGAAAUCCCAACGUUCAAGAAGUCACAGCCGCAGCAAGCGAAAGAAGAGCAAGUCUCGACGACGAUCCAAGCGCCGCAGCCGUUCCAAGCGUCGAGCAAGCCCGGAGAAGGACGUGUCCAAAGACAAAGCGGACACUCCAAGUGGAGAUCCUGAAGAUCGGGAGGCGAGAUUGAAGCGCUUUGCAGAGCAGAGCAAGCUCAUUCCUCAGGCGAUGGAGGCAUUGAGGAAUCUGAAGCCGGAGCUUCAGGACAAGAUCAUGGAAGAGGGCCCAAUCAAAGAAGGGGAUGGGAAUCCCAUUAUCGUCCUCAUGAGGAGAAUCAAAGAAGUUGCCGAGUGGGCUCAACAAGAAGCCGAUCGGGAGGAGAAAAGACCACAGGCUCCUGAGACGACACCAGAAGAGGAGGUAAAGGCCCCCAAGGCACCAGCACCGCCCUCUGGUGCAGAGGAGAAUGGUGAGGACAUGCCAGAGGCUGACCAGGCAAUGCUACUAAGAGCAUUUUCUUUGCAAAAUCAGCUUCCGGAGAGUGCCACGGAGACCUUGAAGGCUUUGCCAGGGGAAGUGCUGAUGAAUGUCCUCAUGCGAGGUCCUCUAGAUGGCGGCGACCCCAUGGCAGAUCAAAUCCACCUGGAGAAAAACGGAGAUGGCAAUUGGGUCUUCAAACACGUCCUCAGAGUAGGCGCAGAACAAAAGUCACCCGAGGAGUUGGCAAAGGACUUGCAUGGCCCUGAUGUCGUCAAGGUGCGCUUGGACACUACAAAGGGCCCCUUGAUUCUGCGCUUGGUGCCACAUUGGUCUCCCAAUGGCUGCAAGCGUUUGCUGCAGAUGGUGGACGAUGGCUUUUUCAAGGACAUCGCGAUUUAUCGCGGCAUUGAGAAUUUUCUGUUGCAGUUUGGUGUUGUCGAAGAUCCCAAGCGAGCGGGCGGCUAUGAGAAGAUCAUGGACGAUCCCUUGUGUGGCGUGCCAUAUCUCGAAGGUAUGGUUGGCUUUGCUGCAGCUGGUCCUAACACGCGGACCCAACAGCUGUGCCUAUUCCUUGGCAGUGCUCCCUCCUUGGGCAAGAACUCGGUGGAGACUCCCAUUGGGCGUGUUGCUGAAUGCAGCCUUGGCACUUUGCGAAAGAUACAGCUCAUGGGAGACAUCCCGCAAUGUGGAGGCUCUGGCCCUGAUCCGCAGAAGUUGGCCAACCUGGGAAAUGCCAGAGGUCAAAUCUUCUGUGUGACACUUCUUCAACGCAUGGAUUCACGUACCAAGCUGGAGUGCUUAGGAAAUGAUUUCCGUCACCAUUUGCCAGACUUGGAUGCAUUGGAAGAAAGCAUGGGAUGCCGUUUGUAUCGACAGUGGCCAAUCUGCGAGGUGGAGGAUGUACUGCAGAUGAAGCCAGAGUUGCAGAGCUUGCCUGACUGGAAAGUUUGGGAAGCCUACAUUAACUGGCACAAAUGCUGGAUCUCUGAUCGCGCAAGCAACUACAUUGACUUUUACAACCGUCACCUUAAAUUGGGGGAGGUAGCAGCUUGCUUGGGACAUUUCCGCCUUUGGCAGAAAGCCUUGGAGGAGGAUUUAGAUGUUUGCCUGGUCUUUGAGGAUGAUGCAAGGCCAAGUGUGGAUGCAGUGCAGCGGCUUGUUUCAGAACUGUCGGCUUUGGAGGCAGGAAGUGUGCAAUGGGACCUCAUUUACUUGCACUCCGCGCUUUACUCCAAGGCUGCCGAGGUUCCUGUUCCAGGCUGUAAGGAGCUCUUGGUCGCGGGACACCGCAAGUGGGCAGGGGCCUAUGUCGUGUCACGAAGGGGGCUGGACAAAUUGGUCUCAAGCGGCUAUGACCAAUGUAUCUUCCCUGUGGAUGACUUCUUGCCCGCUUUGCACUCCUUUCAUCCACGCCCAGACAUACGUGAAUUGCCGUGUGUGUCCAAUCUUUGCGACAACUUUGUCGCACUGACCUUCCCGCAGGAUGCCAAGAUUGUUCAGGUCGAGGAUAGGGGCUCCGUGAGCAAGUUCUCCACAGUGCUUUUGGGCGAUUUGGGUGCAAGUCUGGGCGACGAGGAUGACCUCGGCACGGUCACCAACGCCCUGCCCGUACAGUUGGAACCCUUGGACUUUUCCCACGACAAUAUUGAAAAAAACCUGAAGAUAGCUGUUGACGCGCUGAAAAAACAUGGAUUUGUAGUCUUGCAACUGCCUCAAGAGAGCGUUGAAGCAGCCGAACAUGCAGAGGAUGCAUGGCGAGGGUUCUUCCACGGCCAUGAAAAAGGUGUGAAAGGAUUGAAAACAAACACUAGUUUGCCUUUCGACCACCUUCCCUUAGCUGAUGCUGGCUACACUAUGCAGAAUGCACGGGAACAUUUCCACGUUGUGUUGGCAGCAUCCCAACAGCAAGAGUGGCCGGAUGCUUUGCGUCACAUCACAGAACCAUUGAUUUCGAUCCUGGAAAAGUUAUGCCGGCAGCUCUUGAGGGCUCUACCUCAAGGUGAUUCUAUGGAAACUGUAUGGUUGGCAGAGGCUGAACGUACAGGCGAUGUCUCCGUUUUUGAUAUUUUCAACUAUUUUCCAGGAAGUGCACUAGCUAUGGCUGCACAUACAGACCCUGGCCUUUUCACAGCCAAAUUCAUGAGCAAAACGCCUGGCUUGGAGCUUUUGGAUGGAAAUGGGGAUUGGCUGGCCAUUGAAGAGCUCGGGUCUUCUGCAGAGGUUGUUGUUUUUGCGGCAGAUGUUUUAGAACGUUGGACUCAGGGCGCCGUUCCAAGCUGCCGCCAUCGUGUCCGCGCGCCAUCUCAAGCAAGACUGUCCUUGGUCUAUGAGAUGAGGGUCUUGCAGGAAGGUCUUUCUUUGGACGAUCUGAGAUUUGUCGAAAAGCGGAAGCAGCUCCUGAAAAGCACAAGGAUCUCUUGA